Cantharellus anzutake is the source of this 378-nucleotide messenger RNA. RefSeq names its product cytochrome b5. The record is from RefSeq and is a predicted model, not a curated record. Gene Ontology annotation, molecular function: heme binding. NCBI's taxonomy places the organism in Eukaryota, Fungi, Basidiomycota, Agaricomycetes, Cantharellales, Hydnaceae. Bases 1 to 378 code for a protein of 125 amino acids. The transcript is spliced from 6 exons. Gene Ontology annotation, cellular component: intracellular membrane-bounded organelle; endoplasmic reticulum membrane.
AUGGCCGAGGCACCCAUCAAGACCAUCAACCUCGAGACUCUCAAGCAAAACAGCCAGCGUGACAGUCUCUACGUCCUCAUCAGUGGCAAAGUAUAUGAUGCCACCAAGUUUUUGGACGAGCAUCCUGGCGGUGACGAGGUCAUCCUCUCCGAAGCUGGCAAGGACGCCACAGAGGCGUUUGAGGAUGUUGGACACUCGGAUGAGGCCCGCGACUUGUUGAAGACUCUGUAUAUUGGUGACUUCGACGGCCCCUCAAUAAAGUCCUCCUACAUUCACCGUGGGGAGGGAGGCGACACUUCGGGUGGAAGCCCAGUUUUCUACCUCUUCCCACUUGCUCUCUUUGGCGCUAUCCUCGCAUACCGUUACUACCUUGCAUGA